Molecule: messenger RNA, 352 nt
Organism: Pteropus alecto (black flying fox)
Lineage: Eukaryota; Metazoa; Chordata; Mammalia; Chiroptera; Pteropodidae
Product: hepatoma-derived growth factor-related protein 2-like
Exons: 2
Source: RefSeq, a predicted model, not a curated record
GCAUGGGCCUCGGGUGCUGAUCGGUUCGGGCUGCUCCCCUGCAGAUGUCAGCCUCCAAACGAGCCCGGAAGGCUUCCAGCGACCUCGACCAGGCCAGCAUGUCCCCGUCCGAAGAGGAGAACUCGGAAAGCUCGUCCGAGUCAGAGAAGACCAGCGACCAGGACUUCACCCCUGAGAAGAAAGCCGUGGUCCGGGCUCCACGGCGUGGCCCCUUGGCAGGACGGAAGAAAAAGGUAGAGGUGUUUUGGUUUUCUGUUCUCCGUGCCCGCCUGGGAGACACUCCUAGAGCGUCUCUCCAAGGUCACCAGCCACUGUCCGUGGUUAGAGUCUGGUCCCUUUUGGAGGAGGAUGG